AUGUCUCCAAUUCCCACCGCACUCAUCACAGCAGGCAGCGCAGGCCUCGGCGCCGCAACCGCCAGGCUCUUCGCCAGAAAUGGGUACAACGUCGUCGUAAACUACGCCAACAACAGCGAACGCGCAGAGGUCCUCGUCAAGGAGCUCGAGUCUCUCUCGCCUAUAGACGGGGGCCAGCGGCGCUUCAAGGCCAUCAAGGCGGACCUGUCCAACCGGGUCGAGACGACCGCUCUCGUAGAGCAGGCCGUCGAGGCGCUGGGGGCGGGCCGCCGCCUCGACGUUCUCUUUUCUAACGGCGGCUGGACGAGGCUGCGCAACAUCCAGGACCUCGACGACAACAUCGACGAGGAUGAUUGGGACCGCUGCUUCAACAUGAACGUAAAGUCGCACCUGUUCCUCAUGCACGCCGCGCGGCCGUACCUCGAUGCGGCAGAGGGCGCCUUCAUCACCACAGCGUCUCUGGCCGGCGUCAAAGUUAGCGGCAGCUCACUGGCUUACGCCGUGACGAAGGCCGCCCAGAUCCACCUCGUAAAGGGCCUCGCGGUAGCAGCGGGCCCAAGAGUGAGAGUGAACAGCGUCUCUCCAGGCCUCAUGUUGACGGACUGGGGACUGCAGUUCCCGGAAGAGAAGCAGCAGGCGAUCCGGGACAGAACGCCGCUCAAGCGCCUCGCCACGGUCGAGGAUGUUGCCGACCAGGUGCUGUGCUUCGCCAGGAGCAGCAGCGUCACCGGCGCGAACGCCGUCAUUGAUGGGGGCCUCAGUAUUUGA
Messenger RNA from Colletotrichum orchidophilum, 768 nucleotides. RefSeq names its product short-chain dehydrogenase. NCBI's taxonomy places the organism in Eukaryota, Fungi, Ascomycota, Sordariomycetes, Glomerellales, Glomerellaceae. The record is from RefSeq and is a predicted model, not a curated record. The transcript is spliced from 3 exons. Bases 1 to 768 code for a protein of 255 amino acids.